This is a messenger RNA of Perognathus longimembris pacificus (Pacific pocket mouse), 1600 nucleotides long. It is a transcript of the gene Ido1, whose product is annotated as indoleamine 2,3-dioxygenase 1. The record is from RefSeq and is a predicted model, not a curated record. Gene Ontology annotation, cellular component: cytoplasm. The transcript is spliced from 10 exons. Lineage: Eukaryota; Metazoa; Chordata; Mammalia; Rodentia; Heteromyidae. Gene Ontology annotation, molecular function: L-tryptophan 2,3-dioxygenase activity; indoleamine 2,3-dioxygenase activity; metal ion binding. Bases 193 to 1320 code for a protein of 375 amino acids. Gene Ontology annotation, biological process: 'de novo' NAD+ biosynthetic process from L-tryptophan.
CGGCGCCGGACACCCGAGCCAAGGAUGCCCCGGGACCCGCAGAGCCUGGGAUGCGGCCUGCAAGGCCAGCCAGGGCAGCCUCGGCCACACAGGCCGAAAUCGACAGGAUGGAACGUGGCAUUCCACCCACACAGAAAUCCUAAGCAAACAGGAGCACCUAUGCGGACAUCUGAAAAAGUAGUUUAAAAUAAAAUGGAAGAGCUACCUGAUGAUUAUAAUGCUUGGCUUUCCAUUGGCAAAAAUCUGCCCACACUGAUUGAGAACGGCCAGCUCCGAGCAGAGGUUGAGAAGCUACCCAUGCUCAAUGUGGAUGAGCUCCGAGGACACAGGUCCCAACGCCUCGCGCAUUUGACUCUUGGCUGCAUCACCAUGGCCUACGUAUGGGGGAGAGGCGAUGGAGAUAUCAGACAGGUCCUGCCAAGAAACAUUGCUGUUCCAUACUGCACACUCUCGGAGAAGCUGGGGCUACCACCCAUUCUGGUUUAUGCAGACUGUGUGUUGGCAAACUGGAAGAGAAAGGAUCCCAGAGGGCCCAUGACUUAUGAGAACAUGGACAUUUUGUUUGCAUUUCCGGGUGGGGACUGCAGCAAAGGCUUCUUCUUGGUUUCUCUACUGGUGGAAAUAGCAGCCUCUCCCGCAAUCAAAGAAAUCCCCAAGAUAAUCAAGGCUGUGCGAUGUGAGGAUCAGGAGGCUUCAGAAGUGGCACUGCAACAUAUAUGUUCCUGCCUGAGAAAAGCCAAUGAAGUCUUUAAGGAAAUCCGCAAAUAUGUGGAUGCCAAUCAAUUUUUCAACGUUCUCCGCAUAUAUUUGUCUGGCUGGAAAGGCAAUCCGAAGCUGUCAGAUGGUCUGUUGUAUGAGGGGGUCUGGGACACCCCCAAAAAGUUUGCAGGGGGCAGCGCAGCCCAAAGCAGCAUCUUUCAGAGCCUGGAUAUCCUUCUGGGAACAGAGCAGAGUGCCAGUGGAGGAUCUGCUGCUGAGUUCCUCCAGGAAAUGAGAACAUACAUGCCACCAGCUCACCGGGCCUUCCUGCACGCCCUAGAGUCUUGCCCAUCACUCCGGGAAUUUGUCAUCUCAAGCCACAAUGCUAGCUUGCAAGAAGCAUAUAAUAGCUGUGUUCAAGCUCUGGUCUCCCUGAGGAGCUACCAUCUGACCAUAGUUGAGAAGUAUAUUCUGACUCCUGCACGCCAGCAGGCCAGGGAAAGCCAGGCAUCAGAAGAGUCACCAGACUCAGAAAGCAGAGGGACGGGAGGUACUGACAUCAAGAAUUUCCUAAAGGCUGUGAGAAAUACCACCCAGAAAGCCCUAUUGAAGGAUGUGUGAUGGAACCCUAGCAGGAGUACAUCUAGGAUUGAGGUGUGGCUCAAGAGAACACCUAGAAAACACAAGCUCAAAUCCCAGUGCCUUCCAAACAAAUAUUGUACUCAAUGCACAGAAUUCUGCCUAUAUUCCUUACUUUGCUCACUGGAUCGUUUUCAUGUAAGAAAAUAAUAAUAAUUACCUUUAUGAACAGGUUGAAAAUUAAUAUAAUUGAUACAAUGAUAACAUUCUAUAAAUAAAAAUUAAUAUAAGAUUAAAUAAAUCUCACUUCAUUUUUGUUUCA